AUGUCAAGCUGGAUUCUAAAAGUUAUAAGCCAGGGCUACUCGCUCCAGUUUGCCAGAAGACCUCCGCGUUUUGGUGGGGUUAUUCAGACUUCGGUACAAGCGGACGACGCGCAUGUCCUCCGAACCGAGGUUUUAACUCUGUUGAGAAAAGGGGCUAUAGAAAUAGUUCCCUUCCCAGAGAGCGAGUCGGGCUUCUACAGCCGCUACUUCUUGGUUAUUGAAUCUUUCCCUCAUGAAGCGAAAGUUCAAAGUACUGACGCUGAAGCAGAUCCUCGCGCAGAGGUACUUUCGACAGACGCGUUCAACUCGGGUUGGGGCGCACUGUGCGAGGGCAGUCCGGUCUUCGGCUCGUGGACUCACAAGGAAAGCCACCUUCAGAUCAACUGCCUCGAGAUGCUGGCAGUGACACGAGCCCUCCAUGCUUUCCAGGCUUAUUUGACGGAUCGCCACGCCCUAGUCCAGUCGGACAGUCAUCAGGCGAAUCAGGGAAGACAAGCACAGAGUUCUGUUAGUGGCCCCACUUUGGAGGAGCCAGAUUUGGACCUCGGAGCUGUUCAGGCUUUCUACGACAGCUCCAUGGCCGAUCCCCCUGAGACGAGACCUUCUCUCUCAGGCGAACAGAACAAUCUGGCACCCGCAGCCGGAGUUUUGGGCUCUACAUCUGUGGAUCCUCGACGGGAGCUGUCUGACCUCCCGAGGAAUGUGCUAGAUACCAUUUCCCAUGCGAGAGCCCCGUCCACGAGACGCCUCUAUGCCCAGAAGUGGUCGGACUUUGUUAGCUGGUGUUCCACACGCAACAUAGACCCGGAUGAGUGCGAUGUAUCUUCUAUACUAACCUUCCUCCAGGAGCGUUUGGAAUUGGGGCGGGCCCCCUCCACGCUCAAGGUUUACGUAGCAGCCAUUGCAGCGUUUCACUCGCCCAUCGCUGGACAAUCAGUAGUGCAGAACGAUCUGGUUAUAAAGUUUUUGAGGGGUUCCAGGCGAUUGCAUCCUCCUCGACCCCUCACCGUUCCUCCCUGGGACCUUUCCUUGGUCCUCAGAGCUCUUAAAGGUCCUCCUUUUGAGCCACUGUGUCUAGCGGGCCUCAGGCCCUUAACGCUCAAAUCCGCCCUGCUACUGGCGUUGGCGUCGGUUAAGCGUGUUGGUAAUUUACAGGCACUCUCCGCGAGCACUGCAUGCCUUGAAUUCUGGCCAAACGACUCUAUGGUCGUUCUGAAACCGAGGGUUGGCUACGUCCCCAAGAAAAGAAGAGCAGAUAAAUCGACAACCUGCUCUCAGUGUGGAAAAAGUUUCACACACAAACAAAGUCUUGAGAUUCACAUGAGAGUUCAUACUGGAGAGAAGCCAUUCACAUGUGAUCAAUGUGGGAAGAGCUUCAAUCAUUCCUCAAACUUUAAUGCUCACAUGAGGAUCCACACUGGAGAGAAGCCGUUCACAUGUGAUCAAUGUGGUAAAACAUUUACUCAGUCAGUAAACCUGAAGGCACACCUGACAGUUCAUACGAAGGAGAAGCCACAUUCAUGUUCUGUGUGUGAAAAGAGUUUUUCACGGCUGUGUAGUUUAUAUAAACAUAAGAAAACGCACACUGGUGUGAGAGAGUUCAUGUGCUUUGAGUGUGAGAAGACUUUUAUUACAGCUGAACAUUUAAAACCGCACCAGAGGAUUCACACUGGAGAAAAACCUUACAAGUGUUCACACUGUGACAAGAGAUUCAGUCAGUCAUCAGAUCUGAAAAAACAUGAGAGGAUUCACACUGGAGAAAAACCUUACAAGUGUUCACACUGUGACCAGAGAUUCAAUCAGAUAGCAUCUCUGAAAAGACAUGAGAGGAUCCACACUGGAGAAAAACCUUACAAGUGUUCACACUGUGACAAGAGAUUCAGUCAGUCACCACAUCUGAAAACACAUGAGAUGAUCCACACUAGAGAGAAGCCGCACAUGUGUGAUCAGUGUGGAAAGAGUUUCACUAUUAAAAGUCACCUGAAGAAACACAUGAAGAUCCAUGCAGUGGAGAAACAACAUCACUACAGUCUGAGAUCACAUUCAUUUUAUGUCCUUUUCAUAUUUCUUUUAUUACUGUUAUUUUUAUUUACUGAAAAUGAAAUUAAUUUUUUUUCUUUGAUUUCAGAUCUGAUGGAAGAGAGCGAGGAGAGUGAAGAACUGAGUGAAGUGGAGGAGAAACAUCAUGACAAACCUGGAGAAAAACCUUUGAGUCGCUCAAAGACUAAAAAGACAUUUUUAAAGAAAAGAAGAGCCAAGAAAUCUGCAACCUGCACUCAGUGUGGAAAGAGUUUCACACAGAAAAGUCAUCUUGAUGUUCACAUGAGAGUUCAUACUGGAGAGAAGCCAUUCACAUGUGAUCAAUGUGGGAAGAGCUUCAAUCAAUCAUCAAACUUUAAUGUUCACAUGAGGAUCCACACUGGAGAGAAGCUGUUCAUAUGUGAUCAUUGUGGCAAAACAUUUAUUGGCUCAAUAAACCUGAAGAGACACCUUAGAGUUCAUACGAAGGAGAAGCCACAUUCAUGUUCUGUGUGUGGAAAGAGUUUUUCACAGCUGUGUAGUUUACAUAAACAUGAGAAAACACACACUGGUGUGAGAGAGUACAUGUGCUUUGAGUGUGAGAAGACUUUUACUACAGCUGACCAUUUAAAACGGCACCAGAGAAUUCACACUGGAGAAAAACCUUAUAAGUGUUCACACUGUGACAAGAGAUUCAGUCAGUCAUCAGAUCUGAAAACACACAAGAGGUUCCACACUGGAGAGAAGCCGCACACAUGUGAUCAGUGUGGAAAGAGUUUCACUUUAAAAAGUCACCUGAAGCGACACAUGAAGAUCCAUGCAGUGGAGAAACCAGAUCACCACAGUCUGAGAUCACAAACCACCAGAAAGCAUCUGGAAGGAGAGGACAGAGAGAUCCAGUGAUCCAGAACCUGUAGAUGAAACUUCACGAUACUGAAGAACAAAGAGGUUGUGUCAAUGAGUGACAAAGAAACAUCAUCCAAAGUUUAUCUUCAGCAGUUUGUGUUCAUGUACCUAAUGCUUUUGUAUCACUCAGUUCUCUUUUAAAAAGGGAACUAGUAUUUGUUUUUGUUUCUUGUGCUCAUAUUCAGAGAGCUGAAGAAGAGGCAUAGAAAGACAAUCUGAUAUUUUUUUUUUGUAUCAUUCUUUAUUGUUUUUUAUUAAAACAUCUAGUUUCUCUUCCACUUUUACUCUUCCAUUCAAGUGUAAGAUAUACUUUCAUAUAACUUUGAAACUGGACACUUUGGUUAGGGUUAGGGUCUCUUCUACUAAUGCAUAAUAAAUCAUAU
This is a messenger RNA of Megalobrama amblycephala (Wuchang bream), 3308 nucleotides long. RefSeq names its product zinc finger protein 271-like. Gene Ontology annotation, biological process: regulation of transcription by RNA polymerase II. The coding region runs from base 1 to 2922 and encodes 973 amino acids. Lineage: Eukaryota; Metazoa; Chordata; Actinopteri; Cypriniformes; Xenocyprididae. Gene Ontology annotation, molecular function: DNA-binding transcription factor activity; RNA polymerase II cis-regulatory region sequence-specific DNA binding. The record is from RefSeq and is a predicted model, not a curated record. The transcript has 6 exons.